Lemur catta (Ring-tailed lemur) is the source of this 3166-nucleotide messenger RNA. It is a transcript of the gene NGEF, whose product is annotated as neuronal guanine nucleotide exchange factor. The coding region runs from base 252 to 2390 and encodes 712 amino acids. The record is from RefSeq and is a predicted model, not a curated record. The transcript is spliced from 15 exons. Gene Ontology annotation, biological process: activation of GTPase activity. Gene Ontology annotation, molecular function: protein binding; guanyl-nucleotide exchange factor activity. NCBI's taxonomy places the organism in Eukaryota, Metazoa, Chordata, Mammalia, Primates, Lemuridae.
UGUGUCAGGUGGGUCUGAAGGUCAGGAAUGCUUCCCAGGGAGGCUCUCCCAGGAGAGGACAAAGCAGAGGACUGUGGACUUAGCUGGGGGCACACCGGCCUGCUCUGCGGUGCUAGACAGGACAGUGGACAGAAAGGAAGAGACGUCCCCAGCCCCUAGGGGCACCUCGCCAGCAGCUCUCAAAACCAGUGAAAUUUGGGGAGGUUGUUGACCUCUAGUCACUCCGUUGAAAAACAGUUGGAUCUAUUUCCAUGGAGACCAAGGAAUCUGAAGAUUUGGAAAAGACCCGGAGGAAAUCAGUGCGUGGUUCAUGGAAAAUUGAUGAUGAAUCAGCCAAGGUGAGGCCUGAGUCACUGUCAGAAAGAGAGGAGACUUCCUAUGCUGACCAGGAGAGCCAAGAGAAAGAACCCCAUUUCAGCAACCGGAUUCAGAGAAGCUCUAUCUUCAACCGUGCCGUGAGACGCAGGAGCAAAGCCAACGCCAGAGACACCCAUGUCAGGAAUGCCAGCUGCCUGGCAGAUUCACAGGAAAAUGGAAAACCUGUAAAUGAGCCCCCGACCUUGAAUGUCUCCCAGAGCAGAAUGCCUCCCCGGAGAGCAUCAAGGCAGGCGGGCCCAGAAGCCCAGAGAACCAGCCUGUCGUCCUCCACCCCGGGAAAUGGGACCACGCCCGAGGAGUGCCCGGCCCUGGCCGACAGCCCCACCACGCUCACCGAGGCCCUGCAGAUGAUCCAUCCCAUCCCCGCCGACUCCUGGAGAAACCUCAUUGAACAAAUAGGGCUCCUGUAUCAGGAAUACCGAGAUAAAUCAACUCUCCAGGAAAUCGAAACCAGGAGACAACAGGAUGCAGAGAUACAAGCCAAUGCCGAUGGGUCCCCGGCCAUCGAGGACACUCCAGAGGAGGAGGAGGAGGAGGAGGAGGAGGAAGAGGAGGAGCUGCCAAGCCCACCCGAGAGGAAGGCUCUGCCUCAGAUCUGCCUGCUCAGCAACCCUCACUCGAGGUUUAACCUCUGGCAGGAUCUGCCUGAAAUCCAGAGCAGCGGGGUGCUGGAGAUCCUGCAGCCCGAGGAGAUCAGACUGCAGGAGGCCAUGUUCGAGCUGGUCACCUCCGAGGCCUCCUACUACAAGAGCCUGAACCUGCUCGUGUCGCACUUCAUGGAGAACGAGCGGCUGAAGAAGAUCCUGCACCCGUCCGAGGCGCACAUCCUCUUCUCCAACGUCCUGGACGUCCUGGCCGUCAGUGAGCGGUUUCUCUUGGAACUGGAGCACCGGAUGGAGGAGAACAUUGUCAUCUCCGACGUGUGCGACAUCGUGUACCAUUACGCGGCCAACCACUUCUCCGUCUACAUCACCUACGUCAGCAACCAGACCUACCAGGAGAGGACGUGCAAGCAGCUGCUCCAGGAGAAGGCGGCUUUUCGGGAGCUGAUCACGCAGCUGGAGCUCGACCCCAAGUGCAAGGGGCUGCCCUUCUCCUCCUUCCUCAUCCUGCCCUUCCAGAGGAUCACGCGCCUCAAGCUGCUGGUGCAGAACAUCCUGAAGCGGGUGGAAGAAAGGUCGGAGCGCGAGUGCACUGCCUUGGAUGCCCACAGGGAGCUGGAAAUGGUGGUGAAGGCAUGCAAUGAGGGCGUCAGGAAGAUGAGCCGCACGGAGCAGAUGAUCAGCAUCCAGAAGAAGAUGGAGUUUAAGAUCAAGUCCGUGCCCAUCAUCUCCCACUCCCGCUGGCUGCUGAAGCAGGGCGAGCUGCAGCAGAUGUCGGGCCCCAAGACCUCACGGACCCUGCGGACCAAGAAGCUCUUCCGAGAAAUUUACCUCUUUCUCUUCAACGACCUGCUGGUGAUCUGCCGGCAGAUCCCCGGAGACAAGUACCAGGUGUUUGACUCGGCCCCGAGGGGCCUGCUCCGCGUGGAGGAGCUGGAGGACCAGGGCCAGACGCUGGCCAACGUGUUCAUCCUGCGGCUGCUGGAGAACGCGGACGACCGGGAGGCCACCUACAUGCUGAAAGCAUCCUCUCAGAGUGAGAUGAAGCGUUGGAUGACGUCGCUGGCCCCCAACAGGAGGACUAAGUUCGUUUCGUUCACGUCCCGGCUGCUGGACUGCCCCCAGGUCCAGUGUGUGCACCCGUACGUGGCCCAGCAGCCGGACGAGCUGACGCUGGACCUCGCUGACAUCCUCAACAUCCUGGAAAAGACUGAGGACGGGUGGAUCUUUGGUGAGCGUCUGCAUGACCAGGAGAGAGGCUGGUUCCCCAGCUCCAUGACUGAGGAGAUCUUGAACCCCAAGAUCCGGUCCCAGAACCUCAAGGAAUGUUUCCGCGUCCACAAGAUGGAUGACCCUCAGCGCAGCCAGAACAAGGACCGCAGGAAGCUGGGCAGCCGAAAUCGGCAAUGACCCCUGCCAGGGGCGCCACCUGGCCCGGGCUGUGGGCAGGCGGGGGCGGGGCCUGGCAAGCGACCCCAGUGGACGGCGGAGGACUCGGGGGAAGGACAGGUCAGUGCCUCCCCAGGCAGUGGGAUGGGGCUCGGGGGGCCAGCCCUCCUCCUGCCCAUGCCGUGAGUGCUCGUGUGUCUCGGCCCCUCGCUCGCAAGCUGGACGAAGGCUGCCGCGUCUCCUGAUGUGUGUGCACACGAGAACAAAGUGUAUUUUAGGCAGUGUUACCCCACCUCUCUCCUCUCUUAGAGGAGGUGGAAGGGAGUGGGCAGGGACUGGGAGAGGCCCCAGACCCAAGGUGUCCCUAGUGGGGGGCAGGCAGACGGUGAGGCUUGUCCUGAUCCCCUGCACGCGUCCUCCUCUACCUUGGAAGCUGUCAGCAUCUACCAGGCGCACAGAGGGGCCGCCCUCUCCUGAAGGAGCUUGACGAGUGGCCCUUGGUCUCCGAUUCACAGCACCGAGAGCCCAGCCACCUCUGUCCACCCCUCCCGUGCCUCGGCCGGCCUCUGGCUGCACGGCCAGGCCCUGCUCCACGGCAGGCCCCCAGAGCUUGGCUGAGGGCCCAUGCCACCUCGGGCUCCCCAAUGGGCUGGACAUAACUUGUGUCUUCUGGCCCCUGAAGGAGCCUAGGUGUUUUAAGGAAUGACUUGGUCACUGCAUCUUACAUUGGUUAUGGUUCUGAGAAGAGCAAAUAUCACUUUUGGCUGCAUUAAAAGAAGCAUCAUGUAUAAAAUAAA